This is a messenger RNA of Chondrus crispus (carragheen), 2772 nucleotides long. RefSeq lists its product as hypothetical. Lineage: Eukaryota; Rhodophyta; Florideophyceae; Gigartinales; Gigartinaceae. The record is from RefSeq and is a predicted model, not a curated record. The transcript is spliced from 2 exons. Bases 1 to 2607 code for a protein of 868 amino acids. Gene Ontology annotation, biological process: magnesium ion homeostasis.
AUGUCCCUGGACAUCAUCGACCUCCGCGUCCUGACAGAGUCCGGCACGGAGAACGAGCGCUGGUACGCCCGCCGCAUCCUCCCCGUGCGCAGACAUGGCAACUGGCUCCUGUGCACCCUGCUCAUCGGAAACACCGCCGUCAACUCGGCCCUCGCCAUCGUCACCGCAGACCUCUUCGGCGGCAUCGCCGGCUUUCUCACCUCCACCAUUUCCAUUUUGUACGUCGGCGAAAUCAUUCCGCAGGCCGUCUGCCAUCGCUUCGGCCUCAUCAUCGGCGCUUAUGCCAUCCCCUUUGUCCGUCUCUUCAUGUGGCUCACCGCCCCCCUUUCGUUCACCACCGCAAAAGCACUCGACUUUUUCCUCGGCGGCGAGUCCGUCACCAGGUAUAACAAGUCCCAGCUCAAGAGUCUGCUUUCCAUACACGGCACUCAGAAUGAGCCCCCUAAUCCCCCCACAAAACCCAACGACUCCACGGCAAAAAUCCCCCCAAACGACGCAAAUGCCCCUUUCGAUGACCACAUUCGUCUUCAUUUUGAUCCCCCUCCUCUCAACGCCACCGUCGUUGAGCUCCCUCAAAUUACUUCCCGCAACGCAUCCAGUACAAACCAUCCCACUAAUAUCCUGUCUCAAUCUGAUCCAUCCGUCGCACCUGUGUCGAUAGCACGCACCCAACAACAACACCUCGCCGCUGUUGCUUCGAUCAAUUCCGCCUCUCGUUCUUCUAGCUCGGCCCAGCUAUCUUCCACCGAAAGAGCCCAGCCUCCCCCCAUUGAGCCCUCCUCUUCCUCUGCGUCUUCUCCCAUCCCUGCCAUCUUUCCUACCCCCUCAAACCCAAAAUCACUGAGGCGCGAGAUGGCUAGUCGUAUAACUAAUUUUUAUAAUGUCAAGCGUAACCGCAGCGUGGACAAAUCCGCCCGAAAGGAUAGGGACAAGGACAAGCAUGACCACAAGAAUAUUGUACCAAAAGCACCCCUCACCGCUGAUGAGGUUGCCAUGCUUGGUGGCGCUUUUGACUUUAGCCAAAAGGUUGUCAGUCAGGUCAUGACUAAGCUGCACAAUGUCUUCAUGUUGGAAGCAUCACUCUCUCUCAAUUUUGAAGUUCUGCUUUUGAUCUUCCAGUCGGGGCAUUCCCGAGUCCCGGUUUACGACGUAGCAAGAGAAAACAUAAUUGGCGUCUUGUUUGCUAAGGACUUGAUUCUUCUAGACCCAGAGGAAUCUGUGCCAGUCAAAACUGUACUCCUCUUUUUCAACCGAUCGGUUCUCGUGGUCUAUGAUAACACGCAUCUCAAUGAAAUGCUCGACAUUUUCAAACAAGGCGGUGGACACAUGGCUGUCGUACGUAGGAUUGUUGCCUCAAAACCACACGAACCGCCUUCACUGGAGACGCUUGGUGUUGUCACCUUGGAAGAUCUCAUUGAAGAGUUAAUUGGUCAAGAUAUUGUAGAUGAAACAGAUGCGUACCAUGAUAAGAACCGUAAGAAACCGGUACAACGCAUUCGAUGCAUAGAUCCAGAGGUCCUGAAGAUGUUUGACUCCACAAGGCACAACGAGGACAUUCUUUCCGCAAAGGAAGUUAUGGUUGUCGGGUCGUACCUGGCCAACAAUACAGACGAAUUCUCAAGAUCUUCUAUUGAUCUCGAGGUUUUGCAGGGCAUUUUGGCUGAAAUACCUAUAAUAGAGUACAACGAUGAUGACAAACACAGGAUCUACGGCACUGCAGAGUUGCAAGAGGGCUUCGGCAUAGCUGCCGCCGACAGCAAUGACAAACUUGAGGGAGUUGACAGUGAAGGCCGACCCAAUGUUUCUUCGACACGGGAGACUAUUUCGCCUAUCCAUCCGGAAACUGUUUCUGACACCAUGGGAACAAGCAACAACGCUCUCCGCGACACCAGUCAACCAGAUAUCAUGAUUUAUUCAAGGGGUGUCCCUACCAAGAACGCAUACUUGAUCAUAAAUGGAAGAGUGGAGAUAAAAACUGGGGAUGAAGGACUCGUUUCAGAAGCUGGGCCGUGGACAUUGCUCGGUGUGCGCGCAUUGACGGACGACAUUUAUGCGCCGGAUUUUACCGCACUUGUCAGCGAAAGGCCGGCACGACUACUUCGCAUCCCAAGGAAGCUUUACCGUUUAAUGAUCCAUCAGAGUGCUCGGACGAGAGCAAGCGCUUCGGAGCAUGGACGCUCGAGCUCGACACCCAUGCCGCCACUAUCAAAUGAAUCGCCUGCGAGUGAAAAAAGGCGUGGGAGUGGGGGUUCGGCCAACAGAUCUGCGUCAUCACUGGCAGUUGCUGCUGCUGCCGCAGCCGUCGCCGUAGGUAACCCUAAGUCGAGUACAGGGGUGCUGCCAAUGCCUGGAACUUCUUCGGAUGCGGCGGUUGUGAAAAAAUUGAGACACCGGCCAAAUGGGCAAUCACUCGAAUGGAGUGAACUGGAACCUCUCGGAUUAGUAGCAGAGUCAAAGGCUGCCGCCUCGGUCUCUCAAGACCUUUCAGGCGGACGAAGUAGGAGUGCAACGACACCAACGUCCGGAGACCAGGUAGACGCAGUUUCUCCAGUUAGGGGCAAACCUGAUGGAAAGCCGCCAACACCGCCAUUUCGCUCUUCGCGAUAAGGUUGAUAAAUGCAAAUGUAAGACUCGAUCAUAUGAACAGCUAUGGGUUACGGGCGCAUAAGUCAGUAGUCCCUGUACAAAUUAUCUGAUUCCGAUCCAGGACGCGGCCACAACUAUAGAAAGAUGGCGUAACGAGUGCAUCAAACCCGUGACGGCACUCUUAAA